AUGAAAUUUGUGGUACAGCGAAGUACUGUGAAUGGACGGAUCGGAAAAAUUUUUCAUUGGGGUAAUGUUACUAUAGAGCAUGAAACUCCAUCUUGCAUGGUAUACACGCGUGCUGGUCAUAUUCCACAUUUGACAUGGGAUGUAGCAAAUGCACAUCUAAAACACCGGCAGUCACCUAUUUACCAACUCACUCUUCCUUCAUUUUUCGAAGCACUGGCAGUUAUUGAAAAAUUUGGUAAAGGAAUUGCUCGAUUUGCCUCUAUGCCAGUUAGUAUUGAAACAGUCAAGAAAUUACUAAGGUUCAGUCAUGUGUCAUCCUACGAAACAAUAUUUGAUUAUGGUACUCCAGAGGGAUGCUCCAGUAAACGGUUGGAAAAAGCACUGGAACGAACAAUCAGAUUUUCGAGAGAAUUACUGCGUAGCGAUUCUUUUGAGGGUCCAGCGGCAUUAAUUGCAUUAUGUGGUGGACAUAGUCCAUCUCAUCAUGAACGUUGUGCAUCUUCGAUUGGUUCACUUCCAAAAGGCUGUGGUUUUGUUUUGGAUGUAAUGCAGUUUGCAAAACGUCUUCGCGUAGUUCCAAAAAAAUCGAAAGUAAAAAAAGUAUCGAAAGUGGAUGCUACUGACAUGACGGUUCAGCUAGAAUCUUCUGACUGUGAAGCAUCUGAAAAUAUUGAUUCUUUAGACCCGAUUAUCACAGAAAGUGAAUUUGAUAAGAAUAUUAUCAAGAAUUUACUAGCUGGUGUGUGGCCUAACAUACCGUCUUCUCACUUACGUUUAGUUAAUGGAGCAUUUUCGCCGACGGAAGUAGUUGCUUUAACGCAUCUUGGUGUAGAUUUAUUCGACUCGUCCUAUGCUAUUUUUCUUGCCGAACAAGGAAAAGCAUUUGUUUGUGGAGAAAAUUUUCCAAAAGAGGCGACUUUCAGCGUGUUUGAUUUCACUGAUCCGUUGUAUUCAGAAGAUUUUAGACCUCUUUGUAAGGAUUGUAAUUGUUACACUUGUACACAUUAUACGAGGAGUUACUUGCGUCAUUUGACAAAUACAAUGGAAUUAUUAGGCCCAGUUUUGCUCGUAAUACAUAAUAUGCAAGAAUAUGAGAGGAUGUUCGCGUUGCUGAGAGAAGAUUUGUCUAGAAGUUCGGAUGCUGAAAAUUUUAUGCCCCAAAAAGGACAAGCAGAAAAAAAUUUAGGGAAGGAGUCGAUAAGAGAUUUACGUUUGGAUAAAAGAUUCGAUUGGGUUGGACCACCGGACGACAUUUCAAAAAUAAGGCCUGUUAGAUUGCGUCGCUUAAUCAAUGAGACGGAGCAGGAAAGAAAGUACCGUGAAGCACGCGAAGCAUUAAUUCAAUGGAGUUCACAAUUUUGGAUGCAUCAUAAUAUUUUGUUUGAAAAGAAAAAAGCAGAAUUUGUUGAACAGAGAAAGAAAAAUCUUGGAAGGCUGGAGCAUCCAAGUGCUGUUGAUAUGUCUGAAUUCUAUAAGGAGUUUCUCGACAAACAGUAUGAUAGUCUUACCAGCUACAACAGUAGUGAUUUGUUUAUAAACGAUAACUGUGCCGAACUGGACAAAAUGUUUCUUCAGGCAUUCAAUUGGAUUUCCGUCAAAUUAUUAAAUCAAUAUGUAUAG
Messenger RNA from Acanthocheilonema viteae, 1620 nucleotides. The record is from the annotation of a GenBank genome assembly. Lineage: Eukaryota; Metazoa; Nematoda; Chromadorea; Rhabditida; Onchocercidae.